AUGCAGCAAGUUGAAGCGGCACAACAACAAUUUGAAUGCAGAGCUCCACGCGGUAUUUUCUAUAAUGGCACCUGGUACAAUACGGAAGCGUUGCAGCAGCUACCAAGUUGUGUGCUGCCCGAGACGCAGUGGCAACAACAACAACAACAACAACAACAACAACAACAGUAUGCGCAUGCCACUUUGCAACCAGGGCUGCAUUUGCAACAGGGACUGCAACUAGUUGUGGCUGAAGUAUCGCCUCAAUUGCCAUUGCAAUCAUCACGUUCUCAUCAUCAACUAUGCAGCUGUGAGAGGGGGCAGCCGUUGUCCAUGAUGCACGGUCAAUGCACGCAUCAAUGCAACUAUGAAGCUGUGAUCGAGCAACAGCAACAGCAACAGCAUCUGCAGCAGUUAACAGCACAACACAUACAAACUCCUUUAAUGCAGCCAUUGCCGCAGCAGUUUCACCAAGAAUUGCAACAGCAGGUGGAUCAACAGCAGCAGCCACAAUAUUUUAUACAGCAGCAAUUCGAGUUGACGCAUUUAAAUCAGCAACAGCAAUGGUGUUACUCAACUCAAGUGCAAGCCACAGACUCGCCUCAGCAGGAGAUACAACAAGAGCUGCCUCAACAAGAGUUGCAACUGCAGCAACAGCAACAUUUCAUACAUCAGCAACAUUCAUAUCAGCAACAUUUCAUACAGCAGCAACAUUCAUAUCAGCAACAUUUCAUACAUCAGCAACAUUCAUAUCAGCAACAGCACUUCCAGCAGCAGCUACCUCAACAGCAGUUGCAACUUGAGCUGCAGCAGCAGCAACAUUUCAUGCAGACGCAAUUGGAGCCACAUCAAUUGCAUCAACAGAAUUCUAAUCAACAACAGCUGCAGCUGCAGCAGCAAUAUUGCUACUCAGUGGAGAAGGAGAUACAACAACAACUAACUCAACAGCAAUUGGAGUCUCAGGAGUUGCAACAGCAUGAACAGCAUUCAAAUCAGCAAGAGCAGCAGCAAUGUUGCUACUCAACUCAAUUUCAGCAGCAGCAGCAGCUUCAACAGCAGUUGGAACAUCAAACUCAAUCUCAACAACAGCUUCAGCAAGCUCAACUACAGCAGCAGCAGCAAUUAGAGUCUCAGCAGUUGCAACAGCAUCAACAGGAUUCAAAUGAGCAUCAGCAAUUGGAGCAAUGUUGCUACUCAACUCCAGUAGAGUCCCCGCAGAAGGAGAUGCAACAACAACUAACUCAACAGCAAUUAGAGUCUCAGCAGUUGCAACAGCAUUCAAAUGAGCAACAAGAGCAAAAGGAUUCGGAGCAAUGUUGCUACUUAACUCAAGUGCAAGAUACACAGACUCCACAGCAGCAGAUGCAGCAAAAGUUGGAACAGCAACCUCCAGCUGAACAACAGUUCCAGCAGCAGCCACAUUUCGUGCAGCAGCAAUUAGAGUCUCAGCAGUUGCAACAGCAUCAACAGCAGCCAUGUUGCCACUCAACUCAAUUGGAGCAGCAGCUUCCACAGCAACUGCAGCAACCUCAUCCACAGCAGCAACAGCAACAGCAACCACUGAUCUGUCAGCAGCAACAGCAACCACUGAUCUGUCAGCAGCAUUAUCUACCAGACCAAACCAAUAACUAUCGCCCACAAUCAUCGUCAACGACACCAACAUCGUUUCCGUCAUCGCCAUCGAGCAUUUUAACGCCGCAGCCUGUCAACGAUCCUAAAAUUAUCGAGCUCGAUAUGUCAUCCUUAAGCAAAGUUCACAUAACUCGUACAUUCGGCAGGCUGGUGAUUUCCAUCUACAGACAGACUGAACUCGAUGAUGAGCCGCCCAAUCGCGUGAUCAUCAAUGGGCAAGUGCUCAGCAGCGAUGACAGCUCCAAUGGACAAUCAAUGAGACAAUUGUAUGUCAAUUCAGCAACUCAAACGCCAACAGAGGAGGAGAUACAAACCGAGACUUCAAUGAGCACAGGUGCCAGCGAUGAAGCCGAUCUAGAGGAGCUUCUUCAAUAUACGACGGCAGCUGUAGCGACAGUGAAUCAAUCAAAGUCCAAUGUACAAACUGAACCGGAGCAAUUUCGUGCUCCGCGUCGUGUUGCCAAACAGCAGCAGCCGAUGCUGCAGCACAAUCCUCUCAAGAAAGCACCCAAAUGGACAAAGCCAGCCAAGAGAAUCGCAAGAGAGUUGCUGAAUUCGCCAGAAUCGAAUAAAACAUUGCUUAAUCCAAUUCAGCAAGAGAACGAGCAAAUGCCGCAGGAAAAUCCGAAAGGAAUUCUGAAAAAGAUCGAGGUGGUAAAUUCAGAAACGAUUCAAGUGUCAAUGCUCCAGAAAGAGUCAUCGACAAAUUUGCAAAAGGUCGAGCAAAUGCAGCAGCAAGAGUCUGGAAGAGUUCUGCGAAAGAUCGAACAAGUGCAAGUGCCACAGAAAAGAUCAGAAACAAUUAUACAAAAGAUCGAGCAAGUGCAACUAUCGGAGAAAAAGUCAACGACAAAUUUGCAUAAGAUUAAAGAAAAGGAAAUGCUACAGGAACACAAUUCGAACACAAUUUUGGAAAAGAUCGAGAAAACAAAUCUGCAAAAGAUCGAACAAAUACCAAUACAGCAGAAGGAUUCUGGAAGAAUUCUGCAAAAGAUCGAUGCAGUGGGAGUGCCACAGAAAGAGCCAAGGACAAAUCUAAAUAACAUCAAAGAAAAGCAAAUGGCACAGAAGAAGCCGGAAACAAUUCUGCAAAAGAUCGAACAAAUGCCAUUGCCACAGAAUGAGCAAAAGAUCGGACAAAUACAGCAGGAAAAAUCUGAAAGAGUUCUGCAAAAGAUCGAUGUAGUGCAAAUGCCACAGGAAAAGCCGACAACAGACAAAGUUAAAACAAAAUCAGAUUCUGACUCUAACAAUUUAGACAAUUUGAUUAAGCAAACAGCACUUGGAAUUGGAGGAUCACAGCAACCACAACUUGCUUUGGGGCAACAAGAUCGAGAGGAGGAGUGGCCAGAGUUGAGUGUUCAGCAAGCAACGCCAUCGGCACGAUUGCGCAAAUCACAGUCUUCGCCUCAACCGAUUGUCAAUCAAAAAUGCAACGGGAUGCGCAGUCCGCCUUCAUUUCCCGAUGAUUAUCCCAUCGGUGAACCCAAAUUGCCGCAAUCGAUAUUCAAGCAAAUGUAUAAAAGGAAAUCAAGUCAAUCAAAAACCAUCGAGCAAUCGACGAAGCAAGAGACUCCUCCGUUACGAUCACAGUCUGUGGACAAUGUUAAACGAUCAUGGAAUAUUAAAACUUAUCAACGGAUGAAUCAUAAUUCCGACGAGUGUCCACAGUCGAACGCCAUUCGCCAGAUUCGUUCUCCAACAAGAAAGUAUCAAUCAGCACAGAGUUCUCAAUCAUUUGGCUUGGAUGAAUCGAAGACAUCUAAGGCAAUAACUGAUCAACCCAAGAAGAAGUCAAACGCCAAUCAAGCAACUGACGCCAAAGAAAGUGAAGUGCAUCAAUCGAUGAAUCUAUCAGCUGGCAAUGAAAAGCCAUGCUCCGAAUCUGUAAACCAACCUGAGGUAUCUUUAAAUCCGGAGAUGGAUAACGACACAAAGCCUUCAACGUCUCAGAAUGUAGAAGCUCUUGUGAUUAGGAAGACGAAUAAUGGUAGAAAACAAAAGACACAAAUGAGCAAAUUCGAACGCAAGGCGCUGCGUCGCGAGUUGCAGAAUGUGCAACUGGCUGCCCGAAAGUCCGAGGAGAACUCUCAGACCACGGAAGAAGUGCUCCAACCAGUGGAAGUACAGCAUGAUGUGGAGGAAGUUAAGAGGAAUCAGCAGUCCACCGAAGUAGAUCAACAUUUGAAGGACAUUCCGCAGCCUAUGGAAUUGGAAAGUUCCGAUGAAAUCAAACCCAAGGAGGAGCCGAAAGAAACUGAACCGAGUGACGAGGAUCCAGAGCUCAAUAAUCCGUUGCUUAGUGGCGUUAGCUGUAAGAUAAUGCGUGGUCACAUCCUGAGAAUAGCCAAAAAGAUCAAUAGUCUUUAA
This is a messenger RNA of Drosophila sulfurigaster albostrigata, 3981 nucleotides long. RefSeq lists its product as uncharacterized. The record is from RefSeq and is a predicted model, not a curated record. The transcript is spliced from 3 exons. Lineage: Eukaryota; Metazoa; Arthropoda; Insecta; Diptera; Drosophilidae. Bases 1 to 3981 code for a protein of 1326 amino acids.